Molecule: messenger RNA, 1575 nt
Organism: Trypanosoma theileri
Lineage: Eukaryota; Euglenozoa; Kinetoplastea; Trypanosomatida; Trypanosomatidae
Product: DNA ligase
Exons: 1
Coding region: 1-1575 (524 amino acids)
Biological process (GO): DNA repair; DNA recombination
Molecular function (GO): ATP binding; DNA ligase (ATP) activity
Source: RefSeq, a predicted model, not a curated record
AUGUGGUCACGGGGUACCCGACUAUUGUAUGCCGCGGUCUCAUCUAAAGAUGCAUCGCUGCUCUUUGGUGUGGGUCGUCCCCGCACACGCGCCCAGUAUGAGAAAUAUCAUGAAUUAAAAAAUACAUCUAUACAAGCCGCCUUUCCGCAUCUCGCCGCUUGCUGGGUUGGACCCUGUUGGGGAACCGUUAUGCUCACACCCCAUCAUAUUUCUCCAACAUGCACAAAAAUGGCAGUUUGGCGAUGUAGUCAAUGUCUUCAGGAGUUUGAAAUGUCUAUUGCGAAGUUUAUUGAUCAACAUGGGGUGUGUCCACUUUGUAAUAAACCCCAGCGAACACUGGAGACGAGUAAUAAAAGUAAAAAAUCAUCAGAAACCUCCGGUGAUGAGGAUAAGGAUAAGGAUGUGAAAGAGAAUGAACCCGAAUUAGCAACAGCCACAAAGACAGAAACAGGAGAUGAGACCUACUUGAGAGCCCCACGUAUGAUUCAUACAAAUUAUAGAAGUGUUUUGCAUACGAAUCCAGAGUGGGAAGGACGGAAUAUUCAACCCAUGCUCGCACAGAAAUGGGAAUCGGUAGUAGGAUAUCUUCUCAAUGGAGGAAAUAAUGAUUCCACUAAUGGUGAAAAGAAAAAAGAAGAGGAUGAACAGCAAGAACAACAUAAAGAAUUACUUCUUGCUUCUCCAAAGAUUGAUGGUAUCCGAUGUCUUAUUGGAUAUAAUGAACGUCGCAAAGAACCUCAAUUUUUUUCUCGUGGUGGUAUUUUAUUAGAAUGUUGUCAUGGAUUAGUCCCACAUGUACUGCCAUUAUUUGAAUCCGACCCCACACUCAUCUUAGAUGGUGAACUCUUCGCACCGCAGUGUAAUUUUGAGGAACUUAACGGUCUCGUUAGACGUCUUGAGAAAACAGUAACGGAUGAUGUGCGAAAACGUCAAGCAGAACUUUUGGAGUAUUUUGCUUUUGAUAUUAUGUAUUCGGCUAAACUCUCUGCGCCGAAUGCCCCUUUUAGUGAGCGGUAUCGUCUAUUAAAGAAAUUAAUUCCCAUUUGUGGUGCCAAACGUAUUAGUGCCUAUCAACAUGAUGAAGAAAAGCGAAAAAUUAUUCGAAAAAAGCGAUUACUUGAGAAUGGAGAAAAUCCAAUUAAAUUAUAUCAUGUACCCGCUGCACAAGUCUCUCCAGAAGAAAUGGAUGAAGUUCUAGAAGAAGCAUGUUCUCAAGGCUUUGAAGGUGUAAUGAUUCGCCGCCCUAGUUUUCCAUAUGAACAUGGUAAACGCAGUUUUGGCCUUUUAAAGUAUAAAACCAUGCAUGAUGCGGAAUAUCGUAUUGUGGACUUUUUACCUGGACAAGGGAAAUUUAAAGGUGGACUUGGGGCAUUUGUCUGUGAAACUAAGAAUGGGAUUCGCUUUAAUGCCACUCCAAAGACAACAUAUGAAAAGCGACUCUCGUUGUGGGGAAAACGGGAACAACUACUGGGUCAAUAUCUCACCGUGCAGUAUCAGGAAUUAUCCACACAGGAUGUGCCGCGUUUCCCAAUUGCAAAGGCAGUGCGUGGUGCUACAGAAGAGGAAUGGCUGUAA